CAAUGAGCUUUUCUUCUCGCCAGUAUCCAUUAUUUUUUGUCUGGAAUAGGACAUAAGGCCGAUGAAAAGGUUUAGUGUAUUUUGUUCUGUGGAUGGGUUUGGGGGAUUUCUUGGUUGUUUUUGGAACUGUUUUGGGUUUUUUAGGUUAUUCGUGAACCUGUCAUAUUUGUCUGUAGAGGCAGCUGCCUGCUUAGAGCAGGCAGACUGGUGUAUCUCUCUGGUAAGCUGGUUAUCUCUCAUCUAUACUCUUUUUAUGCUGCAUCUCACCAAGGUAUUUUAGUAUGAGAACCUUUUACCUAAUUUGGGUAACAGAGACUCAGUUUCUUUUUUCACUGAAGUUGGUGUAGUGAUUUGAGAAAAUGAGAGCAUCUUUAAAAAUACUGGAAAUACUGGGUAGGAAGCUUUUAAAAAGUGAAACAUUCUUGUUCUCUGUGGUAAAAAAAAAUAAAAUUGAGACUAGCACUUUGUGCCUGGUGUGUGCAUCUUCUGAGGACAAAAAUCUUGUUGUGCAGAUGCAUCUUCGAUUCAGUGUUUCCUGUUGUUAGGGGUACAAAGAGACACCUGGAGUAGAAAUGAGAAGCAAAAGCUUGGUGAUUGCUUGAACUGGCUACCUAGAACAAAGGCCAGACAGAGUUGGGAAUAAAGUGGUCAACAGAAGUUUGAUCUGUUUGCAUAUCAGGGGUUAAUUGUCCAAUUACAGCUUCAGGUAAUGCAGACAUAUUCCCCAGUUUGCUCCCCCCCAACUUAUUUUUGUUUGUACUUUUCAGGCCUGAGGCUGUGAUGGUGUGACCUUGGUUUUCAGUCCUGGAAGGAUCGUUUUGUCUGACCAAACUAUGAUGAGAGCUUGCUAACACUAUGUGUAGUUCAGAGUUAUACACUAACCUGGUAUAGGAUCUGAAAAAUAUAGAAUUAAAACUUAAGGCAUCGUUCAGAUAUCCCAUUUUGACAGGCUCAACAUAUAAUGGUGUUGUCAGUUGUGCCUUCCCAAUUUUUGGAUUGACAUUAUUGGUUUCUUCAGGUAGGCACUUCAAUGUAUUGGUUGUGAUGAAUAUGAGGAUUAAUAUGAGCUUAAGUCUUGUUUGUGUUAGUGAGACAGGGAAAAUGUCUGUGUCUUGCUUCAGACCAGGACUUCAUUUUGAGAGUGAUGCAGGAAAAGUUUUCAGUAUUCUAGAGAAUCAAUUGUUUUUGAGUGGUAAUUCAAACAUGUUUAAUUAGCUGAACUUGAACUCGGUGGAAAUGUUGAUUUUUUUUUUUUUUUGUAGAGGAAAAAGCAAGAGACUUUAAAUGAUGAAUAGCAGUAGUUACUCUUCCUAAAGUGUAAACAUUCUUAAUUUAAAUAGCUUGACCUUCUUUUUUCUCAAGUACAGAGAAAAGUUGGUACUUGUAGUCUUUGAAAUACAAGUAGUAUUUGUUCUGAGAUCAACACUGCUUAGGAACUGCAUGUGCAGAACUCUGCAUAUGACAGGAAGGGGAGUGGCCUUUUCUGGUACUGUACCAUCCUGCAGUGAAGCAAUAGAAAGUCUGUAAAAGUUAGAAGUAUUGGCUUGCUAAGUUGAUCUGCUAACUUUUACACACACAAAAAAGUAUUUUUAAAAAGGCAUAAUUUUAGAAUUUCGAAUUGAUGUCUGCAUGCAUCUUGCUAUAAGUCUCACAGAUAACUGCAGCUACAGCUGUAGUGAGCUCACUGGGUGUCUAUGGGUUGUGAGGGGGAGGUUGCUGCAUUCCUUGUUUUAUCAACUCCUGGGAGACUUGGUGGUGGGUGGUUUCAUAUUGACUGCUGGAAGAAGAGUGUUAUAGGCCUUAUCAUAAACUUGGGCUGUCCAGUCCUGUGUAACAAACUUUGUCAUUAAAUUAAGUGGUCCUAUAAUUUUGAAGAUAUUUAAGGAAUUCUUCUAGGUGAGUUUAUCUCUUAAUGUGCAAGGUACAUACCCUGUUCCUAAACUUGAUCUGUAGUGUAUUUAAGAAAGUAAAAUCUGCUUUGUUUUCAGAAUGUUUGGGCAGUUAAUAUUCAGUGAGGUUUCCCAGAUAAGCCAAUAAUGUGGAAAUCUAUAGCCCCACAGAAAAGGUUUGUUCUGGAUCAUAAGGCUCCUUCCAUAGUCUUAAUAAAUUCCAGCAGUCAGAUUUUCUUAGUAAACAGACUCUCCUGAGAUGAGCCAUGCUGAUAUUGAUGAACCUACCUGUGAUGAUUUGAGGUAGUUUUACAGUGAUGGCUUCCCUGUGGGUAUCUGUGCUCAGUUCUUCAGAAGCAGCUUCUGAAGAGGUUUGGAGCUGGAACAUUUGUGCCUUAUAUGUACUCUCUGCAUUAAUUAUAAAGGAACCCAAUUGUCAGUGUUCUAAGAUUCUGAAAAUUAAACCGUCUAAAUAGCAGCAGUGUGCUCUAUCACUUAGGUCAAAAGGUGGUUCUGUCCUCCACUGCACUUGAGCGCUGACACAAGAUCCUCUGAGACAUUUCACAGUAAUCCUAUGUUCACAGACAUUACAGUAAUCCUCUAAAUAAUCUGUUUUUUCAUAUAUGGAUAAAGAAGCAUGUGAGUAUUUAAAGUGGAUAGGAUGGUCUUAACAUGUCUUCAAUUAUGUGUUACUUCAAUUUUCAGCAUAACUUUAAAAUUCGAGUUUAUUGUUUGGUUGGGUUCAUUUUUUCUUCUAUUAAAGCUCUCCUUUGGCCUUUAAGUUGCUCAUAGCCCAAGAGAAUAUGUACAAGUUUUUGUUUGGAGUCAUCACAGGUGUUCCAUACAAUGUUCUUAACCCUUUCUAAAGAUACUUAGUUAAUAAACCAUUGCACUGGGUUGUAUUCAGUGUUAAGUCUGAAAAGCACCAAGUCUUGUGAAACCACCUGGGUAUUUUACAUUUAAACCUGUGCUGCCUGAUAAAUACAAUAGGCUUAUUUUUUGCUGUCUUUCAGCAGUGCAGACAGGUCAGUGUUGUUGUUCUGAAAGAUUCUAUUUAAAAACAGUUCUAACAAUUUGUAAUUUAAAAUAAGCUUAUAUAAAGUUCAUUUUUAUUUCUCAGGUGUGUGCACCAAUUAACAUUCCCCAACUUUUUCAUGUCCAGUUUUUUUUUUUUCCAAUUUGAUAUCUGAGGAGAAUGGAGGAAAAUGUCUUUUGGCUUUCUUGAUGAAAUAAAACUUACAAAUAGUCUAGCAGCCUAACUUCUUAAUAUACCUCAUGUGUUGCUCACUCUUGUUCACCCUCUUGCUGUGUGCAGAAAAUUGGUUUGCCUAAGUAAUUUUUCAUUUAAUUUCUUGCUGGUCAGUGAAGAUAGAAACUUGUCUUGAAGCAAUUAUUUUGAAAGAGCAGGUAUGUAAGGCUUAGGGAUGAUUCUAUCCCUUGCCUCCCUUGUGCUGUGUCUCCUCCUUCCCCUCCCUCUUCUGUUGCUGGUGGUGUGACUUGAACCAGACCAGCUGGGAUGGCAAAUGAAGCUCACUUCAUGGUUGGCCAAGGCCAACUCACUGUCAGUCCCCUCCUGUCCAACUCCCACACUCUUCCCCCUGUCUCCUAAAAUCUCCAAACAUGUGAAUAAUAGUCAUAUGGAACUAGGAGCUUGUAUAGCACCUAGAAAAUGUGCUCACAGAACAAUCUCUCUGUUCUUCUGGUUUUUGUUUGGUUGGGUUUGUGGAGGAUUGGAGCAUUAGGCAUGGUCUGGUUUUAAAAGUUCUUGUCUCCUAUUCCAGCAACUCAGUAAAGUGACUAAAAUAGGACCUUCCCAAGAAUGUUGAUAAGGCUCACUGAGAAGCUUUCUUUCCAAACAAGUGAAAUGAAAUCUAGACCUUAAGUGGGAUGAAAUGUUGAAAGAGAGUUCUUUUUACCUGGAUGCAAAGUGUUGUGGAAAUGAUUGCAUAGGUGAGUCCUGCAUUGAGGAAGCAAGAGACUGACGUCAGUGUACCUUCUCUGGUAGUCUGAGUCUUCAACAUCCCAGGUGACAGCAUGAGACUAUUUCUUAUCUACCAGAAAAACUGAACAUGUCAGUUUAGAUUUCUAAAAAAAAGUGGGAGAGGGUGUUACACACAAUAGUUCUGAAAACGAGGUCUGUUGGGCCCAUGGACUCGCUAAGCCUUAAGUCUGGUUUAUGUGGUUCAGCUGGGGGGGGGAAGGCAUAUUGGCUUCCAUUUUGGCUUUUGUGCCAGUUUUAAAAUGAAAAAAAGUGAGAAAAUUGAUGAGUGGUGUAUUGUGUGCCUUAAAACUAUACAUAAAUACAUCUUUGGGCUUCAUAAUAAGUACCAAAUUGAGUGUAAGCAUUUUUCUCAAGCAUGUUUUGUUUUAAUAAUGUCACAGGUCAGUGUUAGUGGGUCUCUUAAAGUGAUUUAAGAAAUGGUGGAUGUAAGUUGAAGCAAAAAAAGAUCCAUCAGGUUUCCUUUAACUGAAGGCUAGGAUUGGCUGGCAGUGCUGUUCUACCCCACUGUGUGUUCACAUGUUUCCCCAUCUGGGGGUAGACUGCAGUGUGUGCUGGUCUUGGUGGCAAAAUCAGUCAGCUCUGGAAACAGUUCAGCAAUUCUUGUUUAACAUAGUGUCCCAGUUUUGGACAAAUUGAGGAGGAAACGUGUCUCCUCUAAUAGAAGGCUGGUUUUAGCAACCCCUCCCCCGUGGGUUCCCACAGAUUCAAAAGGAAUUCCCUUGGAGAAAGUGAAAAAACCCUGUCAAUUCAACAAUCAGAUUGCUUAUGGGCAUGUAAAAAAAAAAAAAGAAUAAUGUUAAAUAAUGAAACCUCUCACUGCUCUGAAGAGAUGGUAGAUUCAGGGUCCUUUGUGGAGGUGUGGCUUGGUUCUCCCCAGAGCUGGGGUGCGGCGUGUGGGGGCCCCUGGGCAAUGUUCUGGUGUUCUGGACCGGAGAAGAGCUGAACAGUUCCAGAAGAAGCCAUGUCCCAGGAAAAAAACUUAUUGCCUCAGCUAAUGAGCAAGAAGUUAGCUAAAAACAAGGAAAAACUGUCUUUCUCUGGAGAAAGAAAGCUGAGAGCUGGGAGUAACUGAGAGGCUUAUCUCUGCUUUUGAAUGCAGGCGCCAAAAUAAUUCCACUACUUCCCCCACCCACUUGAAGCUACAGGACUCGUAUCUGAGCACAGAACAGACAGUAGGAGAUCCCAGACCAUACAGUCACCCCAAGACACAUAGUUAUUAUUUUCCUGGUCCCUCCACCGUGUCCAGUCGUGCCAGCCCCAGUUUUCCACUGGAUGUUGGACAGGGGGUGACUGUACUGCAGUCAGGCUCCAAGAUGAACCUUCAGUACCCUGCCAGUUACUCAGAACUGCCUUUAUGCUUUUCACCUCUCCUCUUUGACAGGUAGGGCGUGCACACGUGCAGGUAAGAGAGCAGCUACAGUGAACUCAUAUUCUCCUGCACACCAGCAAGUACUUUGAAACUGAACUUUGUCUGCUUCUCCUUCUUUAAAUUCCUCUCAAGCUGUUUGGCUCCCACCUGUUGGAGAUGGGUUAUAGAAUAAAGCUGCUUAGCUGGAGUUUAGGUUCUCUGAAGAUGGCUGUUCAUGACAACAUUCCCUCUGAUUCCUGCCCACAGACAUUGCCUAAAGUAUCAUUCAGUUGCUUUUCAGUUCAAUGUCAUUGGCAUUUCAUAAUAUUCUCCUAGAGCUGUCAAACUCACUUUUUCAGGUGUUUAGUUCACAGGUGAGAAUGACCGAGGCUUCAGGCCCAGCUGCAGGUGUCUGAGGCUCACAUACUGAACUUGGGGACUUCCUUCCCCUCUGGCUUUGGGCAGAAACUGGUGGCUCAGGAGUGGAAAUCUUGGAGCAGGGGAUAUUGGAGAGUACAAGCAUUGCAGACAGGUAACCUUCUCUCUUCUCGUUGAUAGGUUUGGAAGAACAUUGUCCUCUGACCUUCAGAAACCUGGAGUUUUUAUCAGUGAGCUACCUAAAGGAAUCUAAGGAAAUUAUAGCUGUAGCUUCCUUGCCGUUACUUAUUUGGUGUUUGUACCUCUUUUUCAGUGGUUAUAGAUCAAGAAACACUAUGAGCACACUGGUAAGAGAUCUGGAUCUGGGGUGAUGUUUUUUCCUUGCUGGAAUCUAUUCAGACUCAACGGAAGCGCCGUGGAGGAACAGUUAAUUCUAGGCAAGCUCGAAAAAGAAGCAGGCUCAUAGCUUCUACUGCUGAAAUGGCUUCAGAAGCAGAGCCAAUAGAACUUGAAGAAAGUGCUGGUGAAGAAGUAGUAGAUCUCACAUGUGAAUCUUCUGAUCCUGUAGUUGUUGAUCUAACUCACAACGAUUCCGUUGUGAUUGUUGAAGAGAACCAACGACAAAGGAGAAAUCUGAGACUAAGAAGCCAGCGCCAGUCAGACAGCUGUGUACUGAGCAGUGAUGAUGAAGAUGAAACAAGAGAUAAUGAUGUGUAUGUGGCUGAUAAAGCAUCUCGAGAACUGGGACCUCUGGAGGAGGAAACUGCAAGUUCAAAGCCGUCUGGUACUGUUAGCUGUCCAAUUUGCAUGGAUGUCUACUCAGAGAUUGUACAAAGUGGACGACUGAUUGUGUCAACAAAAUGUGGCCAUGUCUUCUGCAGUCAGUGCCUCCGUGAUUCCCUUAGGAAUGCCAACUCUUGCCCAACCUGCAGGAAGAAACUCACUCACAGACAAUAUCAUCCCAUUUAUAUAUGAGUAUUUCUAUUUCUCAGGACAGACUCAACUGGAUUUUGGGGGAAAAUGUUAUAUUUUCAGUGCUCUGAAGAUUUAAAGAGCAGCAGGUUGUGCACAAAUCCAAAUAAAACUGUUUUUUUGGAGACCAACUUGAACGUAUCUAGACAGCUUUUUUAUGGUCCAAGUUGCUUCUUGUUAAGUUCCUGGUUAUCAUGCUACAUUGAUGACUGUGUCUGAACUAGACCAGCAACCUAGACCAGGAAGGAAGCAGUUAAUCCAUUUCCUUCUACCUUUUUUAAUGCUUAAAUGAGGGAGUGUGAGUAUUUUCUUCUUUCUUACUCUGUGAAUUAUUCCUACCUUCACAUACAGGUAUGGAAUAGUUUCUUUUCAGAAGACAGAUUAGCAAUUUAUGAUUUCAUUGCACCUUUUUUUUCAUCCUGUAAGAAGCUCAUGACUCUUGCUUUCUUGCAUAUCUUCUUUGCCCAAGUGGAGUGAGUUCUGUACUGAUGGGUUGUUUUUCAAUAAAUCAUCUUAAAUUGACAACGAAGGUUAUGCAAUAAAGUAACCUGCUGUUAACCAGCAAUGAAGUGUUUUGAGCAGAAGAUUUGAACAUGCAGGUUAUUUUGAGCUUCAUGUGAUCCCAAGUACAUAGACACAUUGCAGCAUGUACAAUUUGAAAAUAAUUCCUUGGUUGUUUCUACUGCCAAGAAUUCCUGUGUUCUAAUCCCAACACUGAAUUUAUUUUCUAACAUGAUGAAAUGGACUCUUGGGUUUACUUGUGCUGUAACACUCUCUUCUAAUAACUGUCAAUAAUAGAGUCUUCACUAGGCUUCCUAGUGAUGAACAAGACACAAAUUCAUCUGUAUGCUGAAUACCAAACUACCUACAGAUCUUUUUACUGUAUCAGGUGUUGCCAGUGUAAUGCUUUAAGUUCAGUGUGUUUCACUUUGCUGUUCUCUGGUUGUAACUGGUUAUUACACUGACACCUGACUGGAUGUAGCCUGGUGAAUAGGAUUGAAAAUUAAAUAACUGUACUGUCAUUACUGAGUGGAGGCUUUAAAAAGUGUUUGGUAGCAAUGUUGACAGCUUGUUAGAGAAAAGUUUGAUCUCCCUUUGCCCUGGGUUGUCCAGUUUUGUUUAAAUGCAGUUUUAAACCAGGAGUCAGAUGCGUCUCCUAGGAAAGAUAAUUUCUCUAAUUGAGAAGGCAGGAAUACACCAGUUUAUGCACUCUUACCCAGUCACUUUUUCCCCAGGACUGAGUUCUAAAUGUCUAUUUUGAGCUUACAGCUAAAAUGUCUGAACUGAUCUGGAAUCCAGGGUGAGCUGAUAAAAACAGGUUAAUGUAGACAAGAUGAUUAAAAUCAGUGGUUUAUGAUCCACAGCUGUGGUAGGUGCAUCUAUGAAAGCUUCCAGAAUUUGGCCACCUCUUGGCAGUUGGUUGCUUAUAGAAACCGUUAUAAGAACCAUUCUGUGCCCUGGUGUAGCACAGCUGAAUGAUGUGUUUAAUUAAUAUUGGUGUCACAGGUGUCUUUGCUGACCCAUCCUUAGGAUCUGUAGGAAGCCUUUAAUUAAAGAAGCUCUUCUAAAUUCGCUGUCUCAGGCUGCCUUGCAACCCAAAGUAAAGUUAAUUUUUUUUCUUUUUUUCUUUCUUUUUAUUUUUUAGUAUGAUGUUUCUGGAUAUACUAAAAGAGAGUUUUGUUAUGUAAAGGCUGCCUCAAGAAAUGCAGUACCUUCCCCACCCUGGUUGGGACUGACUUUGGUUCAGUGUUAGCAGGAAUAUGCUGUGUCUGUGUUGUGGCAAUAGAGUGACUCCUACAAAGUUACACACAGGUAGUUCCUGUGGGCUCCCAUGGGUAAGGUGAGCUACAAGCAAGGAAUAUGGCUGUCUCAGGAUACUGCAGUGGCAGUGAUGGAUUUGUGUCCCAAAAAGCAGAGUUGAUGCUUAAAGUAUUAAUUGUGUGAAGAGAAGCAGCGCAACCGUAAAACUGUAGAGAUCCAUAGAGGUUGCAGAAAUUACUUUGUCCCAGUAGUUUAACAAAGAAACAGUGAAUUAUGGCUGGUUUUGCUGGGGUGGCUGCUGUGUGGAAGGAAUGAUCAGAAGAGGAUAUAAGGGAUUACUACUGAGGAUGAGGGUGAGUCACUUAACCAUGCAUCUUUCACAGUCUGCUAGCUGUAGCCUAAAUGAUUUUGCACAACUUCCUCCAUGUAAAUACCACUUUAGAGUUAGUGUCUCAGUAAAUAGAUCUAAUUGAAACUUAGAUAUCAUAAACUAUAACAAAGUUUUUAGCUUUUGUGUACCCUGUGAAGUGCCACAAAAUUUUGUGCAUCUCAAAACAGGUAUGUCUCAGUACAUGGGGAAAAAAUGGAAAUUCAUUACAUGCUUUUUUCUUCAAGGGAAAAAAACUCUGAUGUGUUUCAGUUCCAGCAAUAUUUGGCAUUGGCAAGAACUCAUAUAAAAUGAAAAAAUCUUUAUAUUAUGUAGAUGUCUGUCUUGUUGUAUAUAGUUCAAUUUUUCCUGUAUUUAAUUGUAUUCAAGUCUGUCUGCCCAUCUAUGUUGAACUCUGCUGGUAGGCAUAGGGUUCUCUUAAAAGGUGAAAAUAAAACAAUUGGAUUGAUCAAUCA
Catharus ustulatus (Swainson's thrush) is the source of this 9193-nucleotide messenger RNA. RefSeq names its product ring finger protein 4 (gene RNF4). The coding region runs from base 6098 to 6592 and encodes 164 amino acids. Gene Ontology annotation, molecular function: zinc ion binding; transcription factor binding. The transcript has 8 exons. The record is from RefSeq and is a predicted model, not a curated record. Gene Ontology annotation, biological process: positive regulation of transcription by RNA polymerase II. Lineage: Eukaryota; Metazoa; Chordata; Aves; Passeriformes; Turdidae.